AGAAGCAAAAAUCCUCAGAUAAACAGAAUUCUCUAGAGAGAAAAAGAUAAAUAAAACUAGAAAUUCAGAAUCGGUUUUCAGAUUGAGCUGAAUAUCGAAGGAGGAAAACGAUUUCGGCCGUAGGUUGAAUCUUGCAGGAUCAAAUCCCCAAUCUUCUUGGUUCCGAAUCCGAGAAGAAGAGGAUUUAGGGUUUCGAUCUCACGUUUUCCGCCGAUCCUUUUUUCCGAUCGGCGAUAAUAUCUUGAUCUUUAACCACGCGGUUUGAAAUUGUAAAAGAAAAGGAGUAAUAGCCCUAACUGUUAUUAGUCUUAGGGUUUUGUUUAGGAAAAUCGUGACAACGACGACGAUGAACGAUCAAUCUCAGAUGAUGAUGAAUUUGAACCAGAUGAGCCAGCCUCAGAUGAUGAAUCAGGUUCCGAUGAUGAGCCAGCCUCAGGUAAUUAACAAGUCUCAGAUCAUAGGUCAGUCCCAGCCUCAAUUGCUCUCUCACAGUCAAGCUAUGAAUCAGAAACCUCAACAGCCUCCGAUGAAGCCAUCUCAGAUGAUGAUGAACCAGACUCAGCCUCCUAUGAUGAUGAACAGGGGAUACAAGGUCUGGUCUCAGCAGCCUCCUCUUGACCCUAACAUGAAGUUUCAGAACCCUAUGAAACCAAAUUUCUCUGCUCCUAAGCCUGGUCGAAGUAACUGGAAGGGGAAGAAGGUCCCCACCGACAAGCGCAAGGACCUCAGGAGAAUGGAAAAACCCAUUCCAAGCUCAUCCGUUAGUGUUCCGAACACCGGCGCCGUUUACCAACCACCUACUCUGCACGAGUUGCAAUCGCAAAACCGUCUAAAAGCACGUAAGUUCUAUCCCAAGAAGAAGUUUAAUAAUAGGUUUGCUCCUUAUGCGCCUAGGAAUACGACAUCGUUUAUUAUUCGUGCGAAGAAGUCCGGUGGCAUUGCAUCGCUUGUGUCACCUUGCCCGGUGACCCCUGCAGUGCUUCCCACACCUAUACUGUCUCCGUCGAGGGAGGUGUUAGGGGAUAUGGCGAAGGAGGAGUGGGGUGUUGAUGGAUACGGGUCGAUGAAGGGUUUGAUUAGGCUUCGAUCUCCGGGGCACGAGGCUGAUGUUCAUGAUGAUGAGGACGAGGAGGAUGGAGGCGGUGGGUCGAGUGAGAGUGAUGUGGAGGAACAUGUGGAGGUGGAAAGAAGGCUGGACCAUGAUUUGAGCCGGUUUGAGAUGAUAUACCCAAAUUAUGGAGGUGAGUAUAACAAUGUAUUAGAGAAUAGGGUAGAUGAUCAGGAUUCCCAUAUAGCACAAUUGGAGGAGGAGAAUUUGACAUUGAAGGAGCGUCUAUUCCUGAUGGAGAGAGAGUUAGGUGAUUUGCGAAGGAGGUUACUGUUUCUUGAGAGGCAAAACCAAGUUGUGGAAGAUGUUAACGAGGAAGUGGUGGAGAAUGGGUCUGACAAUGAAAGUGAAGGUGGAUCAGAUGUUCCAGUUUUGGGAAUUGAUAACAAUGCAGAGAUGGUUGACUCGAUGCUGGUAAGUGGGAGAAAUAUGAACUUCGAGGUUGGUGCUAAGUUAGACAAUGUCGGAGUAGCAGAGACUGAAGGCAGAGGUGAUGUUUGUAUGGAAGAAUCUGUUCCAGAUGAGGUGGUUGCAAAGAAGAAUCAGAUCAAAGGUGUUGAUGAAAUGAGGGAUGUGAUUGAGUUUAAUGAAUUGAAGGAGGAAACUGGUGUACAAAAGGAUGAUGAAAAGAAGAAUGAGAUCAAGGAUAAGGAGAUGAGGGAUGAAAUAAGGUUUAGUGAAGUGAAGGAGGAAAAGGAUGAAGAAGCAACGCCUCAGUGUUUGCCGGAUAAAGUUCUUGCAAAAGAUGAUGAUUGUAUUGAUAACAAAGAGGGUAUUGAAUCUGAAAUGCUGGACAGAAAUGAUGAAUCAAAAGCUCUCGAAGCUACAAAUGAUUGUGUAAAGGAUGCAGUCCUCUAUGAGAAGGAUGAUUGCUAGGAUUUGGUAGUUUGCAGGUAGUUGGGAUAAGCUAUUAGAUUGUUAAGAGAUUAUAAUUAUCUAUCCCACCUUGUAGCUUCAGUUGCUCCUCUCAAUAGGCGAUGGGGGAAGUGUAGAGUGUGAAACGGAUUCUACUGCUUUUUAAUGCGUACAAAAAUUGUAGCCUUCUAGGUUUAUAGUUCACUUUUAUUUUGUCUCCCUUUUUAACAUUUCUCGUUUUUUUCUGUUACAGGGCUUGAGUGUCUAGGUUGUUGAAAAUAGUAGUUAGUUUGCAGGUUCAUUUAUGUGUAGGGGAUUAACCUGUAAGCAUUAGUGUUCCUCUGGUUAGCCUGUAAUGAAUCUGUGAAUUAAUCUGGAAAAAUAAUGAAUAUCUUGUACUUUGAUAUUUUCUGCUAA
Messenger RNA from Arachis duranensis, 2380 nucleotides. RefSeq lists its product as uncharacterized. The record is from RefSeq and is a predicted model, not a curated record. Bases 347 to 1984 code for a protein of 545 amino acids. NCBI's taxonomy places the organism in Eukaryota, Viridiplantae, Streptophyta, Magnoliopsida, Fabales, Fabaceae. The transcript has a single exon.